Messenger RNA from Microdochium trichocladiopsis, 798 nucleotides. RefSeq lists its product as uncharacterized. The transcript has a single exon. Bases 93 to 545 code for a protein of 150 amino acids. The record is from RefSeq and is a predicted model, not a curated record. NCBI's taxonomy places the organism in Eukaryota, Fungi, Ascomycota, Sordariomycetes, Xylariales, Microdochiaceae.
AACGUUACCAGCCGUCUCAGUUGUACCUCCACAUCCCCGGGCCUCCUCGCCGCCUUCCCCGGUGUUGGGCUGAUCAGGGAUUUGAGGGCAGCAUGACUGCACAACAACGGUCUACUGCUCGACGUCGGCCGGGCCGACGAAGAUCAUUGGGCAGAAGACUGACCGCUCCGGACAUGUCUCGAGCUGCGCGGCUCAAAAAGGUGUCUGAGAACCCUUCGUUCCCUGACCGGUUUCGCUUUACUUCCAAUUCCGCAUCUGGGCGGUGGUCGCUAUCCCUGCCGCGCAAGAGUAUCGCAAUCCAUGGCAGCUCGAGACGAUCAAUCAGCUUGACCAGAAUGUCUGAUGGCAGGACCCUUGUCCAUACCAUCCGUGUAACACGGCGACCAUAUGAUGAUCCUCGUGGGUCAAUCAUGUGCCUGGACCAAAGGGUAAACAUGCAAAAGAUCCGGCAAAUUCCUGCAGUGCGCGGCCAUGGCUAUGAGCAAUGUUGUUCCCGCGAUUGGCGGCCUUGGAUCGCCGUGUGUUGGUUUUUGAUGGGUUCAUGAUUCUGGAUCUACGGGCGGCUCGAACACGCCAAUCAGUGCUGCCACACGGUUCCAUGUAUACUCAUGCCCAACAGCGACCUGCAUGAGCUUGAGUGGAACUUGAGGCGGCCUGAGCCGCCAUAUUUGCGGUCAAAAGACUGUAGGUACCUCGUACCACUAUGCUACCGCCAUAAGAGCCUCUGCGCAGGUCCGUAUGGUCGUGUUCUCUAUCCCAUGAAUACUUAAUCGCCGAGGCGCCUUGCCGCCGGAGUGC